GUUUAUCCCAAUUUCCCCUUCUCCGACGAACUCCCAACGGCCAUAAUGGCUACGUUGCUGCCACGCGUUUCCCGGCCUCCUGAUCCCUCCGUCGCGAGUUUCGACUCCUCGGUCGAAAUCUCCACCAAUUCGAAAAUACCCAUCUCAGAAAUCCCGUUUCCAUUGAUACCCAAUGCCAGAAGGAGGUCGCUCCUCCUCUCUGUUCUUUCCUUGAACCUUCUUGUUACCCCACCUCCUUCAUUGGCGAGGGAACGACGGCUCAGGAGGACAAUUCCCAUCGACGAAUACAGUGUCAGUGCUGACGGAUUGAAAUAUUUUGAUCUCAUUGAAGGAAAGGGUCCAAUUGCUGAGAAAGGUUCAACUGUUCUGGUGCAUUUUGACUGCAUUUAUCGCGGUAUUACUGCAGUCUCAAGUCGUGAAUCCAAGCUUCUGGCUGGUAAUCGCAUUAUUGCACAGCCAUAUGAAUUUACUGUUGGAGCACCACCAGGGAAAGAGCGGAAGAGAGAAUAUGUAGACAGUGCCAAUGGUCUAUUUUCUGCCCAGGCUGCUCCAAAACCACCUGCUGCUAUGUACUCAAUUACUGAAGGGAUGAAAGUUGGAGGGAAGAGAAGUGUAAUUGUUCCUCCUGAGGCUGGAUAUGGUAAAAAGGGAAUGAAUGAAAUACCACCAGGGGAAACUUUUGAACUGAAUGUAGAACUUCUUGAGGUACUGGCAUCACCCACAAAGUAGUUCACUUGGAAUGCCAGUCUUCAGCAAUCAAUAAUCAGUCAAACAAACAUGAAACUUUUUCACUUGUUCGAAUUGGCUCGGAUAAAAGUGUACAUGUUUACAAGAAAACCUUGCCAGGGUUUAAGAGGCAGUGCAAUGCGUAAAGGAGAAUAUCUAUGAGCUUAUGUUGUUUCCUAAUUAGCAUCCCGUUGGUUAAUUUCCCCUUUAGAACGUAAAUUUAUUGUUGGCAAUAUCUUUUUGUCAUUUAUCACAAGAAUGUACGUUGUUUUUGUCAAUUACUGAAUAAUAUAUACUGAAUCUUUGAAA
Molecule: messenger RNA, 1035 nt
Organism: Nymphaea colorata (pocket water lily)
Lineage: Eukaryota; Viridiplantae; Streptophyta; Magnoliopsida; Nymphaeales; Nymphaeaceae
Product: peptidyl-prolyl cis-trans isomerase FKBP18, chloroplastic
Exons: 7
Coding region: 46-729 (227 amino acids)
Cellular component (GO): chloroplast thylakoid lumen
Molecular function (GO): peptidyl-prolyl cis-trans isomerase activity
Source: RefSeq, a predicted model, not a curated record